CCGAGCCCGAACCCGCGGAGAUGCUGGGUUUGGACUCCCUCCUCCCUGCUGCGGCUCCUGCAGGGCAGCGGCUGCUUGAGAGGGGCAGCCCCAACCCGCCUCUCUGCUGCCCCGGCCGCUCGGCUCUGCUCCCGGCACCCGCAGAGGAGGCGGGCCCGAUAGGCGGCGGCGGCUCCUUUCGGUUUCGAUUCCGGAGCCGAUCCGGGGGCGGAACGUGGCGGCUGCUGGGGGCCGGGGGAAGCCGCUGCAAGGAAACGAAACCGGGGCCGAGCCGGCUCACUGCGGAGCCAGAGCAGGGACCCGCUGUCGCUGUCCCGCUGCCCUCUGAGCGCCGUCCCCAGCCAGGCGGUUGUGCCGAAAUGGCAGAACAUUAUGUUAAGCCACAGUUGUACAAGGGAAAACUAAAUGAAUAUUGUCAAAAGAAUAAAUUACUAUUCGAGUAUAAGGAUGUCAAAGUGGAAGGCCCUCCUCAUGAUCUUGUGUUCACUGUCAUGGUUGUAAUAGGUGACAGAGAGUAUCCUGUAGCUACAGGUAAAAACAAGAAAGAGGCAAAAGAAGAGGCCGCAAAGGCAGCAUGGGAUAGCAUAGCACAGGAAAAUCAAACUAAACGGGCUUCACUCCCACAAACUCCACCGCCGCAACCAUCGCCGCAACCAUCGCCGCCGCCACCACCAUCAUUGCCAAUAGCGUUUUCAUCAUUGGAAGAGAUACAGCCACUUGACUAUAUCUCCAUGCUUACCAAAUAUGGACUAAAACAUAACAUAAUGAUUGACUAUAAAUUAGCAGAUGAAUCUGGACCAGCCCAUAAAAAAACAUUUUCUUUUAGCUGUAAAAUUGGUGAUAAGAUUUAUGGUGAAGGCACUGGAAAUGAUAAAAAAGCUGCAAAACAGGCUGCUGCAAAACGUGCAUAUGAGCAGUUAAGAUAUCAAGAAACGUCAAGGGCAGGGAGACACGCAGCUGUUGCCAGUUCUGCAGAUCGUCCACUUAGUAAUGCUAGUGGAAUGUCAAGCUGGUCAUCUGCAAAUGGUACUGAUUCUGCAUCUAAAAAUAUGAAUUCAGAUGGGAGCUUGGUAAAUAAAAUGAAUGACCUGAAAGUAGGUGAAGAUUGUUCAUCUCCUUGGGCAACUCCCAAAAAUGCUGCCAUGAAACCAAAGAGAAGAGAGAUCGCAACUAAAUUGGCACCCUCAUUCUCGGGUCAGCAGGUCAAGGAAGAGAAAAAAGAAAAUAAGUACACUAAGGAUGAAAGACUUAUCAAGGAUUUUGAAGAGAUAGAGCCAAUUGGCCGCGGUGGAUUUGGGAAUGUUUUCAAAGCAAAACAAAUUAUUGAUAAGAAGAACUAUGCUGUCAAACGAGUCAAGUGUAGCGAUAAAGUACAGCGUGAGGUACAAGCACUAGCAGAUCUUGAGCAUGAAAACAUCAUACGGUAUUACACCUCUUGGACUGGGAAAGACUAUCUCAAUUUUGAGGACAGUUCAAGCCUUUCAAGCCCGAGGUCAGAUUUGCUGUGUGAUUGCCUUUUUAUCCAAAUGGAGUUCUGUGAGAAAGGAACAUUGGAGGGCUGGAUUAAUGAAAAGAGAGGGAAGGAAAAUUACCAGACUGAGUCGCUCAUCAAAUUUAAACAAAUAGUGACAGGAGUGGAAUAUAUUCAUUCUAAAGGGUUUAUUCACAGAGACCUCAAGCCCCUCAACAUAUUCAUAUCUAGUGAAGAUAAAAUAAAAAUAGGUGACUUUGGACUUGUAACUUCAAUGACAGAUGACCUACGGACAACAGAAAAAGGAACAAGAUCAUAUAUGAGCCCAGAACAGGCUGGAGACAAAUAUGGACAUGAAGUGGAUAUAUUUGCACUAGGAUUAAUUCUCUUUGAAAUUCUUUGGAUAUUUUCCACUGACACUGAAAAAUUUAAGGAGUGGUACAAAAUAAGAGAAUGUGUACUUCCAGAGGAGUUCAGCAAGAACUUUCCAUUAGAGAAACACAUAAUUGAGCAAUUGCUCUCAAAAGACGUUGCAAAGAGACCUUCAGCAUCUGCUGUACUGGAGCUUUUGAAGCGUGUUGCUAAAAAUAACCCAAAGAACGCACAUACACGUUAGGCACCCUAUUUAAAGGAACAACAUGAGCUCUGUUUCGGUCCAGAGUUUGACUCCCCCCCCCCCCCCCCCUUAAAAUUGCUGAAACGUGACAAACGUAUUUGGAAUCUUAGGUUUAAUCCUAUUGUCCUUUACAAAACCAGGCUUUACAUGGGGAUCUCUGCAGGGAUUGGGGGAAUGAAAGACUCUUCUUGUGAUCCAGAGCAUCAGUAUAAAUUUCUACUUACACCCCAUAGUCUGAAGCCUUGUGCCCCUGCCCUUUCUCACCUGUGGGCAGGUGGUGGGUGUUGUGUUUUAUAGGUGGAUCAGCAGUCAUAGGCCCAUAGUUAUUUUCAUCCACUGCUGUGGAGGGAACCACUGUGCAGUAUUAGACCGUGGUACUUCCUGGGGUGGAGAGGUCUGUCUACAGUCUGCCCCUGCUGUACAACAGAACGUCAGCAGGUCCGGUGCAGAGGGCCUCUUAUUUCCAUAAGUAUGAAGAAGGCAGGUUUUGACCUUUUAUACUUUGGUUUGCUGCUGCCUGCUGUUUUAAAUCUUUUGCUCUCUCCCAGCAAUAACCAUUUAUUUUUAUGUCACCUAGAAAUAUUGUGGGUUUUUUACAGUAGGAAAUUUUAGGAAAAAUUGCCACCUCUGGCUGUAUGGGUGGAAGUGCUAGGGCUAGGUUCACAAGAGGGACUUGGGUGCCUAGUAUAGCAGUUAGGCACCUAAGUCCAACAUUUAGGCACCACUUGCACUCACAAAAUCACUGCUCAGCUGCCAUCUAACCCUGUACGCCCCUAAAGUCCCAAGGUGACUGAGUUUCUACUGGUGAAGUCCCAGAGGGUGCCAACUUUUUGUGGCUGGAUAUGCUCACCCAGGAUGUGGGCAACCUGGGGUCAAAUCUCUAUUCUGCUGGGUCCUUCCACCUCCCAUGAGAGUAUCCAAACCACUGGUUUCAAUCUCUUGUUGCAGCUGCUCCACUUUAUAGUAAAUAAUGAAAUAUUUAUGGGGCCGGAGAAAGAGUGUGAGUGACUCUAGUGGUUAGGUCAGCCUGCUGAGAGGUAGGAAACCCAAGUUCAAGUCCCUUCUCCACAUCAGGCAGUGUAGAAAUUUGAACCCAGAUCUCCCACAUCCUUUGUGAGGGCUCUAACUGCUGUGCUAUAGCAUAAUCCUCCUUUGUGGUUUUUCAUGAAAAAUGACUAACCUGGCUUAGGUGUCUUAACUCCAGGAGAAAGGUGUGAUGAAGUGGAGGUAGGUGUCUUCCUCUAUUGGGACUUAGGCUCUCAACUCCCUUAAGCCCCUGGGAGGCCACAGACCACUUUCAGGGGGUUCACCACGCAGGGCCAGUGUUAGACUCACUGGGGCCCAGGACAGAAAGCUGAAGCCCCAUCACAUGGGGCUGAAGCAUGGGUCCUGGAGCCCACCACGCGGGGUAUAGGGCUCCAGGCAACUGCCCUGCUUGCUAUCCCCUAAUGCCAGGCUCUGGUUUUUAUAUGCAGAAUACCAGUUAUUGUGGCACAAGUGGGCCGUGGAGUUUUUAUAGCAUAUUGUGGUGGUGUCAGAAAGAAAAUGGUUGAGAAUCCCUGGCAAAGGCCACAUCACUCUCCACAGCAUUUCCACCUAAGCUAUCUAGUAGGCUCAGGGGGCUGGCUUUUGUGAAUCCCAUUCUAACUCUCCCCGUGCAUUGUACAGAAAGCCUGGGUGCCUAACUCAGUGAAUUCCACUAAGAGACAGGGCACCUAAAAGUCCCCUUUGUGAUAUAUAGCCUCUUGUGUAGAGAAGGUUCAUGUGUCUUUAUUACUGUCUAACAUUGUGGGAAAAUAGCUAGAGUCUUCUCUAGACAAGGUCUGUGCUGUGUGCUCUUCUCUGGCUGAUUGGUAUCUACAUAUAAUUAGCAAUAGCUAAUAUGCUUGUUGCAGGCACAUGGACCAAAAUAUCUGUUAAAGCACCUUUUAAGUUGUUUGUUAUUACAUUAGUAUAAUAAAUUUCACUCCACUUAAAAACACCAGACAAGUUAAUGUUUGCCAAAUAGAAAAUGAUAAAAUUUGGUAAGAAAGCAUUAGAAAUGUUAUACAUAUUUGAAGAUUGCAAGCUUUUGGGUUUUUUUGUCUUUAUAUCUGAAUGUUAAAUUAUUACCAAAUUGCUGGUGCUGUAUCAAAUAAUGCUAAUACAAUGAGGGUGUUUCAAACAAUGAAGAAUUUAAAACUAUUUAGGCUCUUAAAGAAUGUGUCCUUUUGAGAAUUAAAGCUCAGUUUAAAGAUUCACUUUAUAGAAACCAGGUGUCACAAUGAGUUAAUACAGCAGUUUUCAAACUUUUUGAGCUGAGCCCUCCCUUUGAGUUACAAUCUUUGGUUGUAGCCCCCAAACCCAGACAAAAAGAGGCAAGUCAGGGUAGAGGUGGGACUUCCUCCUCAAGCUCUGCCACUUGCCUUUUCCCCCUCUCUCAAAUGUUCCUCCACAGUUUGAAUACUGAGUUAACAGAUAAGAUCUGUUUUUGGUCUUUUGAAGAUUGGGAUUUGUCUCUGAAAUGUAAAUCCGCAUCCUACCCAAGUCAGCUGUGUUGAUUGCUUGGGCUCCACAAUGUUCCCUCAGUAGUAGCCUCAUCGUAAUGAUGUGGUCUUCAAUCUCUGUCCACUUCCCAAGAGAAGUCAGUGACAGCCCCUCUCUCCCCCAUUUCAUAUAUAUAUAUCCUAUGGAGACAGGGAUCCUGGAAUAGUUUGUAUAGUGGGGGUGCUAAGAUCCAUUGAACCAAACUGUAAACUCUGUAUAUGAUGGAAACCACUUCAAACCAGGGGGUGCUGCAGACCCCCAGCACUCCUAGUUCCAGCACCUCUGCAUGGAUAUGAGUUGUGGUGAGGCAGGUGCCACAGACCAAGUGGUUGUGGAGGGUGCUAUCAAUAAGAGGCCAAGGGACCUCCAGAGCAAGGAAACAAUCUCCAAUAAGUUGUGGAGAGAGGGAGAGCGAGCCCAGUGAAUACCAUCCCCUCCCUGCACUCCCAAUCUUUUUCUCUCUUUCUCCAGGCUGCCAACCUUGUCCUAGAGGUGCCCAAUUUCUGAGCCUUUUCCUUGGCUCUGCAGCUUCACUCUCCCAUCCUCUAUAAGAUCAAGGGGUUCAGGUGGGUCUUAAACAUUUGGUUGCAUAGUUAGAUUUUGGGGGGGGGGGACAUAUUUUAAUAUAAAAGUCCUGGCUGUGCUUAUAAAGAGCAGUUGGAGGCAGGAAUCAGGCUGUCAUAGGCAUUUUUAAUGCUUUCAUCACUGCAACAUAUCAGUGCCAAAGGGUAGCAUAACCGUUCUUUAAAAGCUGUUCUUAGAAAAUAAGGCCCCAGUCUUGCAUUGAGCAGGGAUCUGCCUGCUGACAUCCUUGUGCCUAUGUAGGGACCCAUUGGUCCACCUACAGAGCCCAUUGCAAAAACAGGGCCCAAAUUUACAAUAUUAUGUUUGUAGAUAGCUAUUCUGAUUCUUAGAAACAGUGAAUAAAUUCAUAAUUUUUGUUCUUAUAUGGAUCAAGUAUUAGCAUUACCUGGCUUUCUAUUAGAAUGAAUAGUACACCUUAAAAAAACCCCAACCACUGCAGGAAAGUAGAUGUGUUCCUACGUUUGUGCUCUCUGAAGUAGGGAAAUUUGAUGCUGGCCUGCUGAUAGUGUUCAGUUGUAUAUAAAUUCUAAACUUGUGGUGGAUUCUUCUGUAAUGAAUGAGAAUAAAUGUAAGCUUUGCUCAGUUUUUUUUUGAGGUAAAUGUAAGUGCUUUCUUCCCCAUUAAAACAAAUGUUUGACAUC
Malaclemys terrapin pileata is the source of this 5839-nucleotide messenger RNA. RefSeq names its product eukaryotic translation initiation factor 2 alpha kinase 2 (gene EIF2AK2). Gene Ontology annotation, molecular function: ATP binding; protein kinase activity. The record is from RefSeq and is a predicted model, not a curated record. Gene Ontology annotation, biological process: protein phosphorylation. The transcript has 16 exons. NCBI's taxonomy places the organism in Eukaryota, Metazoa, Chordata, Testudines, Emydidae. The coding region runs from base 21 to 2087 and encodes 688 amino acids.